AUGCCCGCUACCUUCGUCCCAUACCAUCCCUCGCGCCCACCCUCACGAGCCGUCUCGAUCGUCGACGCAGCUCCCAAUCUCCCACCUCCCUCAGAUGCGCCGCCCUUCUACUACGACAGACCCGAGUCCCGCACCUCCCACUCUCCUUCGCGCUCAUGGUCCCCUACCCGUACCUCGCUCGAUUACACUGUCCCGCCCUCCUACAACGCUCCCUACGAACCCGCCGACAUCAACGGAAGUCCGAGACCUGGCUCACCUUCUAGCAAAUAUGGUGGCAGCUCGAAGCGUCCUCUUCCCCCAGCACCACUCUUUGCGGGCGUACGACCGAACUCUUCUGAUGGCGACAAGGACCUCUCUGACAUGACCGCCAUACCGAUCGAUGGUGAUGACGACCCCUUCACCGACGACGAGCGACCAGACCUUCUCAAAACCGACUCCUUCAUGUCCGAAUCGAGCUUUAACGAAGAUGAUUACGAUGAAAAAGGCAACUACGAGCCAGCACCAAAUGGAAAGCAAGAACGUCGCGGCGCAAGACCAGCCGUUAUGUCGAGGAAAGAAGUCAAACUGAUCAAUGGAGAGCUCAUUCUGGAGUGCAAGAUUCCUACCAUCCUCUACUCUUUCUUACCACGUCGCGAUGAUAUCGAAUUCACGCACAUGCGUUACACGGCUGUCACGUGCGAUCCUAACGAGUUCGUCGAGCGUGGCUACAAGCUCCGUCAGCAGAUCGGCAAUACCACUCGCGAGACCGAGCUGCUCAUCUGUGUUACCAUGUACAACGAGAACGAGCUCGACUUCACCCGUACCAUGCACGGUGUUAUGCGCAAUGUCGCCCACUUCUGCAGUCGUCAAAAGUCUAGAACUUGGGGCAAGGAUGGCUGGAAGAAGAUUGUCAUCUGUAUCAUUGCAGACGGUCGCAAAAAGGUCCAUCCCCGAACUCUGGAUGCUCUCGCUGCCAUGGGUGUGUACCAGGAUGGUAUUGCAAAGAACUCGGUCAAUCAGCGCGAAGUCAUUGGCCACGUCUACGAGUACACCACUCAAGUAUCUCUCGAUCCGGAUCUCAAAUUCAAGGGAGCCGAGAAAGGUAUUGUACCUUGCCAGAUGAUCUUCUGCAUGAAAGAGAAAAACGCAAAGAAGCUCAACAGUCAUCGUUGGUUCUUCAAUGCUUUCGGACAAGCGCUGAAGCCCAAUGUCUGUAUCUUGCUCGAUGUUGGUACGAGACCUGGAGAUACUUCAUUGUAUCACCUAUGGAAAGCUUUCGACAACGACUCAAAUGUUGCAGGCGCUGCUGGUGAGAUCAAGGCUGGCAAGGGAAAGAAUUGGCUCGGCUUAUUCAACCCGCUCGUUGCAUCCCAAAAUUUCGAGUACAAGAUGUCAAAUAUUCUUGACAAGCCUCUCGAAUCUGUCUUUGGUUACAUCACCGUCUUGCCUGGCGCUCUGAGUGCUUACCGCUUCCACGCUCUUCAGAACGACGAAACCGGACAUGGACCGCUCAGUCAGUACUUCAAGGGCGAGACCCUACACGGUCAAAAUGCCGAUGUGUUCACCGCAAACAUGUACCUUGCUGAGGAUCGUAUCCUCUGUUGGGAGCUGGUAGCCAAGCGCAACGAAUCUUGGGUGCUAAAGUACGUCAGACAAGCCACCGGUGAAACCGACGUGCCUGACGCUGUUCCAGAGUUCAUCUCUCAACGCCGAAGAUGGCUGAACGGUGCCUUUUUCGCCGCUGUCUACUCUCUCCUGCACUUCAAACAAAUCUGGAGCACGUCCCAUUCUCCUAUCCGCAAAGCUCUUCUGCACGUUGAAUUCGUCUAUCAGUUCAUCCAACUCACUUUUACUUGGUUCUCUCUUGGAAACUUCUACCUGACAUUUUACUUUGUUGCUGGCUCGCUCUCGGACCCCAAAAUUGAUCCUACUGGAAGCAAGGUCAAUCUCUGCAAAUAUGUUUUUACAAUCCUACGAUAUGCCUGCGUCUUGACGAUCGCUAUGAACUUCAUCCUGAGUAUGGGCAAUCGACCUCAAGGAUCGAAGAAGAUGUUCCUUGGAUCAAUGGUCAUUUACGGUGUCGUCAUGGCUUACACGACUUUCGCAUCAAUAUGGAUUGUGGUGAAGGAGUUUGAAGCGGGCACAAUGGAGUUGGGCAACAACCUCUUCACAAACUUCAUUGUCAGUACGCUCAGCACUAUCGGUCUCUACUUCUUGAUGUCCUUCCUCUACCUGGAUCCUUGGCACAUGUUCACUAGCUCUGCUCAGUAUUUCGGAAUGCUGCCCAGCUACAUCUGCACACUCCAAAUCUUCGCGUUCUGCAAUGCCCAUGAUAUCUCCUGGGGCACAAAGGGUGACAACACCGUCAGCACAGAUUUAGGCGCUGCAAAGGCUUCAAAGGGCGGCACCGUCGAGCUUGAAAUGCCGAGUGAGCAGCUUGACAUUGACAGCGGUUACGACACCGCUCUUCGCAAUCUUCGUGACCGCAUCGAGGUCGUGGAGCCACCCCCGAGUGCAGCACAGCAACAAGAGGACUAUUACCGCGGUGUCCGAACGUACAUGGUCACGAUCUGGAUGUCAACAAAUGCCAUUCUUGCAAUGGCUGUCAGUGGAGCAUACGGCGAGACAGGCAUCUCCAACAACGUCUACCUCAAGUUUAUCCUCUGGGCUGUCGCUAUCCUGGCUCUGUUCCGUGCCAUUGGUUCCUCGACUUUCCUGUUCAUCAACGGUCUUCAUUCCAUCAUGGAAGGCAAGCUUAAAUUCAGCGAUCGCAGCUCCACAGGUAGUAAGACUACCUCGAGAAGACGAUACGGCUGGCGCAGCAAGCUACCUAGCUUCAGCUUCCUCGAUGGAAGCGGUACCUGGAUCAGUGACAGGGCUGGAGACGCAACUGCUGGAAUCAAGAGAGUGUUCCGCAAAUGA
Messenger RNA from Aureobasidium pullulans EXF-150, 2901 nucleotides. Its product is annotated as chitin synthase, class II. Gene Ontology annotation, molecular function: chitin synthase activity. The transcript has 2 exons. The coding region runs from base 1 to 2901 and encodes 966 amino acids. Gene Ontology annotation, cellular component: cell septum; cell periphery. The record is from RefSeq and is a predicted model, not a curated record. NCBI's taxonomy places the organism in Eukaryota, Fungi, Ascomycota, Dothideomycetes, Dothideales, Saccotheciaceae.